UAGGCUUAGCGAAGAAGUACCCGAGUAUUGGAUUACACAUUCAAGAAGAAGGUUUUGUAUCGACGGUUCUUCUCAGAUUUCACGAAAGGACCACCAAAGGGCUGCCCAUGUCGCUGCAAACGACUAUUUUGUGUUUCUUCGGCGUUUUAGCAGCGUUUUGCCGCGGCCUGGAGUUCGGGGAACGCGGAUUUGAUUUUUUCCAAGCAGAAUAUGCCCGUGCUAUCACAGAAUACCAUGCUGUCAACAAAACUGUGAUGCACAUCAGAGCAGUUGGCUGUGAAGGGCCAGUCAAGUAUAAUAUUGCUCAGCCGGAUACACCUUUCAAGAUUGAUGAAAAAGGACACGUUUGGCUGGUGAAGAGACUGAACUAUGACCAAGCAAGAUCCUAUCUGUUGAAUGUGACGGCAGAAGCUGGAAAUGGAAAAUGCUUUGCCCACACCAAAAUCCACUUUGAAAUUCUUAACAUGAACAAACAUGCACCACAGUUUGAAUUUGAGAAUUACAGUUGUGACAUUAUUGAGAAUACUCGAGAAAUGAGGUUUAAUCCACCCAUGAGGAUUCUGGACAGCGACAGUGGAGAAGCAGGAAAGAUAUACAAUGUGACAAUUGUGGAGACUGGUCUUCCAUUUGUGUUCACUGUGGAUGACAAAGGGAAUGUCAAGGGAAGAGCAACUAAAAACAUGGAUGCUGAAGAUAUCACAGACUACUUCUUUGAUAUCAUUGCCUGGGAUAAUGGAAAGCCUUCAAAGUCCUCCUUUCCAAUCAGCUUAGAAUGUGAAGUUGAUGAUGUCAACGAGUUUGGACCUCAUUUUACGCCAGACACUUACCAGGCUAAGAUUGCUCGUGGAAAGACAUACUCCAACAUCACUCAGGUCUUUGCUGAAGAUAAAGACAUAGGUAUCAUAAGUGGUAGAGUUUGUAAGUAUGUUAUAGAAGGCUUCAAUCUUCCAUUCAAAGUCAGUGAUGACGGUGUAAUCAGCAUCGAUCAGCCUUUAGGACGAGAUGCCUAUGAUUUGUACGAGUUUCAAGUGGAUGCUGUUGACUGCGGUGGACAAAUGUCUAAAAGCAGUGCAAAAGUAGCCAUCUCUGUGGUGACGUUAGAACCACCCUGUGAUGAAGAAUUUGUUGGACCAGCUAAACAGGAGUUGACCUUGCAGCAGUGCACUGGAAAAGUCUAUGUCACCCCUGACAUCACCUUGAACAAGUGUGCAAGAAAGCAAAAGAAGGGGAAGUUCUCUGCUAAUGUCAGUCUGGUAACCAAAGCUGGCAUGGGCUGUGACAGAGAAACAUUUGAAGGAUCAGAUAUGUUCACCAUCUGUGGUGCAAGCAACUUUAUUGAUCUGCUCCCCAAACCAGGAGUUGGCAGAGAAUGGACAGAGGAUAUUGCAAAGAAGACUGCAAAAGAUGAACUUGGCUUUUCAUUUAAUGGAAAGACCUACGUGGAAAUUCCCGAAGAUGUCUUGCCAGAUGACAUUGGUGACAAGUUUACCAUCAGCACAUGGAUCAAGGUUGCCAAAUCUAAAGGUCGCCAAACCAUUGUCGCUAACACUGAUAAGGAGCGCCUUGACCGCGUACAUUUCUCUCUGUCCACAUACGGAAGCAGGCUGAUUUUUGUGCACAGACGUGAGGCCAUACACGCUGAACGCGAUGUCUACUGCAAUGCAGAAUUUCAGUACAAACCAGCCAUUUUUGACAACAAAUGGCAUCAUAUUUUGGUGGUUGCUGACGGCUGUGCCACCAAGAUGUAUGUCGAUGGAGAGCAUUACGCGGCAGUGGUAACUGAAGCAGACCGAACCCUUCACAACUCAAACCUGAAAAACAAGGUGACUGUUGGAGCCCGUUAUCUGGCCAAGGAGGGAGUUUACACUAACAGGUUCACUGGAUAUUUGUCUGGACUUGCAAUCAGACCUAAAACCACUCUUGAUGAACAGGUUCUGCGAUGUGUGGUUGGCUGUAAAGAACAUGUGAACGUUGAUGGCCCACUUCCUCCUAAAUUCUCGGCCAAAACCAUCGAUUUUGGAAGCAUUGCAAUCAGUGGUGAAGGAUCACCCAGUGACUUCAUCAAAACACUGCAGAGUCUUGUGUACAUUAAUGAGCGCAUGGUGCCAACACCAGGAAAACGCUCUGUGAUCAUUGAGGCCAAGUUUAAUGAGAAAUCACUUGCAACCGUCUCUGUUGACAUUACUGUUGCAGGAAAUACACGUCCUGUGAUUAUUGUGGAAGGUUUGGAUGCAGACAUCGGACUGAACUGGGAGAAGAGAAAGGUUGUCAAAGAGAAAGGUUUGCGUGUGUUUGAUUCACUAGAAAUCAACUAUGAUGCUUGUCCAAGAGAUGAGGAAGACUCUCCAAUUGACAAAGUGCGCUUUUUGGAUGAGGCAGUGGUGAAAGUUAACCCAGCCUUCAAGAAAGGAGAAAGCUUUAACUUCCCCACAGGAAUCAAAGGCCUGAAGGAGAAGGGACUGACUGUAAGUUUCAACAACGAGGAGCUGGUCAUUCGAGGAAUUGCACACUUUUCAGAAUACGAAGAUGUCCUUCGACAGAUGGUGUAUGUAAACUUGGACCCAGAUGAUAUGAUGCACCUUGAGAUAACUGUGACUUUGUCCACCCUAAAAGGCAAAUGCAAAAGUGAUGCAGAGCGACGCAACAUCAACACUAUUCACACCAACAGAGGGUUCAAGAAAUCCGACAUCAAGUUCGCUCAAAACAGCCAAAAGGCAGAGAUGAUGCCUGGCAUUGUUUCUGUAGAAGCUGCAAUGGGCAAAACCUCAUCUAGUGGUCUGUCCAGUGGGGUCAUGGCUGCAAUUAUCAUUUGCAGUGUGGCUGUUUUUGCCUUCCUUCUUGUGCUUGGUAUCUUCAAGUACAGACAGAGGCCAGAGACUGUAAAAGUUGUGCCACCAGGUGACGACAAAGAGGAGAUGUAUUGGGAUGACACUGGUCUGAGUGGUGUGCGCAUUACACUGAAUCCCUUGCAAAAAUUCCAGGAGCUGGACCUGAAUGAAGAUGGCAAUAACACCGAAAAGUCUGACACUGAAGACGAGGAAGGUACAGCAACGAAAGGCCUGUUGGAGUGGGACAACUCUGAUAUGUAAUUGCCAGUGGUGUAUCUGUGAAACCAAGUUUUUGUUUAAGUUUACUAGCGUAGUAUUGUGGUCGGUAAUUGGUUUAACAUUUCUGCCUUUUUCUUCUUCCUUUUUUCUUGGUAAUUUGAGGGAUAUGUAGAAAUGGCUAGUACUCGAAACUCAAUCAAUUUUCCUUCAAAAAUUUGGGGUAAUUUUGCUUUGACUACUAGUUGGUAUUCAUUUGCCAGUAACAACUUUAAAUGUAAAUUUUUGUUUGUGAACUUAAAGCUGUUCUACUGAUUGCUCCAAGUUCAUUGGGUUUGCAUUUUUUGUCUGUGUUUUUUUUCCCCUUUGCAUUCUUUUCAGUGAUGUGGGAUUAGUUUUGAGGUAUUUUGUAGAAAGCUUUUUUUUUAGUAGUGUUUCUUGAACUUUGUUUACCCGUCACAUUUAUCCAAGGAGCACAAAAAAUGAGAUGUAAUCUUGUGGCCAAAAAAAAAAGAACUUUGUGGUUUUUUUUUUUCUUCUUCUUUAAUUUUCCUUUUUUUUUAAUGAUUACUGUAGUAACUAAUUAUAGUAACUAAAAAACCAAAGAGUUAAGUGAAAAUAUAAAGUAAAAUUAACUAGACAAUUAGACUUUAUUGUUAGUGCAUACUGGUGUUGUUUGACAUAAUUUGAUAAUUUGGGGUUCAUAUUAGGCAUGGAAACCUGGAAAGUCAUGAAUUUUACGACAUCAUUUUCCAGGACUAGAAAGUCAUGGAAUGUAAGAGUCAUAGAAUGUCAUGGAAGUCAUUGAGUGUGAUAUUUUUGCAAAUGACACUUAAAGUUACCUCUUUAUAUGAUUGUUUUUAAAUUAUUUUGGAAGCAACCUUUGUGUUAUAGCUUUUGGUAAACAUCAGAAUGGUCCUUGAAUAGUCAUGGAAAGUCAUGGAAUUUUAUGAUUUGAAAGUGUACCGCCUGGAACUCUGUAAUUUUGUCACAGCUGUGGAACUGCUGUGUUGAAGUUUGUUGACUGAAAGCUCAUUUAAUACUCCUUUUAAACUCCUUUAUUAUCAUGUCAAGUUAUUCAACACAAUUUUGUUUUGUAUUAUGAAUUUGAUUUUGUCAGAGAAAAAGGGUUUUCAGAAAAGUUUUGAGAAAAAUAAUGGUUAGGGGUGGAAUGAAUUGAGAUUUCCAUGCCUGCUUAUAAUCAAUUUCUUGAAUUAUUUUUGUGAUUUUCAUAUUGUACUAGUUAUUAUUGGUAAUGAAUUGAGUGAGAAAUGAAGGCAUGUUGUCUUGUGGAUAGCUUAGGGGGAGCCUAAACUACCACUAAAUAUAAAGUUCAACUGCUUUUUUUUUCUUUUUUUUUUUGUAUGAAUUUGAUAAUGAGACUUUAAAAUGUACCAGUAAUGCAUUGAGUGUAUAUAGAAACAAUAUUAUGCUAGGUGUGCUUUGUCAGCUAUUCAUCAUACUUUGGGAAUAUGUCAGAGUGAAUUGUUGGUAGAAAAUGCAGUAUCGGGAAAAAUUUAAAAAAGAUCAAGAAAAAAAUUAUGCGAGGUUGAGUAGAGGUUGUGAUCACGCUGGUUAUGUAACUGUUUUAAUAACUUGAUAUCUUUGAACUUUUUAACUCCCAGAAGUGAUUAACAUGUGACAUCUUGUAAUUCUAACAAGUUAUCUUGGAAAGAGUACGGACAAGUUUUAACAGCUUGAGGGUCAUUUUUUGGGAAUAAGACAUCUCAAGGCUCAUUUAAAAGCGAAAGUAUGGCAGUGGGUAGGGAGAAUUACUGAUUGGAUCCUGGGAGUGAAAGAAGUAAGGACUUAGUUAAAGAUUAAGUAAUGACUUUUGUAGGAAGUGAGGAUUGAUUUCUUUUGUCAGAUGGAUCAAAAUUGUAAAAUAUAUAUUAAGAGGCUAAUGAAUAGUGAAAGGUAGUAGAUUUUGGUAAGAUCUCAAAGCAAUGUUUGGUUUAAUAAUACAAAUAUAAUUGAGGCUUCAACCGUCGUUGUAAGGAAACAUAAUCAUUAAACUGCUGCUAUAUACAACGUCAAA
Stylophora pistillata is the source of this 5082-nucleotide messenger RNA. RefSeq names its product calsyntenin-1. Gene Ontology annotation, molecular function: calcium ion binding. Gene Ontology annotation, cellular component: postsynaptic membrane; cell surface. The record is from RefSeq and is a predicted model, not a curated record. NCBI's taxonomy places the organism in Eukaryota, Metazoa, Cnidaria, Anthozoa, Scleractinia, Pocilloporidae. Gene Ontology annotation, biological process: homophilic cell-cell adhesion; positive regulation of synapse assembly; positive regulation of synaptic transmission.